This is a messenger RNA of Hordeum vulgare subsp. vulgare (domesticated barley), 741 nucleotides long. RefSeq lists its product as uncharacterized. The record is from RefSeq and is a predicted model, not a curated record. The transcript has a single exon. Lineage: Eukaryota; Viridiplantae; Streptophyta; Magnoliopsida; Poales; Poaceae. The coding region runs from base 1 to 741 and encodes 246 amino acids.
AUGUCUUCCAGCAACAAGAUCUCGCUGAAGCUGCUGGUGGACACCAAGUCCAAGAAGGUGCUGUUCGCGGAGGCCGGCAAGGAGUUCGUCGACUUCGUCUUCAGCCUGCUGACCCUCCCCAUCGGCGCCGUGGUGAAGCUCAUCUCCGCCGGCACCAUGCAGGGGAGCAUAGGCCGGCUGUACCAGAGCGUCGACAACAUCGGCUCCUCCUACCUGCAGCCCAACAAGGACAAGUCCGAGCUGCUCCAGCCCAAGGUGCUGCACCCGGACGCCCGGGAGCUGCUGCUUCUGCAGGGCGGCGGCGGCGGCGAGGGCUCCUCCCCGUCCUCCUCCCCACUCGCCAGGUUCAAGAUGUACACCUGCUCGGGCUACUGCGCCACCGCCACCAUGGAGGCCAAGGCGGCGUGCCCGCAGUGCAAGCAGGCCAUGGCCACCGAGGUCACCUUCGUGCUGCCGUCCGCCGCGCCCAAGACCUCCUCCUCCACGGCGGCUGCCGCCGGCGACGAGACCGGAGGGUACGUCAAGGGGCUCGUCACCUACAUGGUGACCGACGGGCUGGAGGUGACCCCCAUGUCAGCCAUCUCCAGCAUCACCCUCAUCAACAAGUUCAGCGUCAACAAGGACGUGGAGCUCGCCGAGAAGUUCGUCAGCGUCGGCAUGGACGAGGGGCUCGGCCUCCUCAAGGCGGCGCUGCGCUCCGACACCGUGCUCUCCGACGUCUUCCUCGCCAAGAAGAAGUGA